AUGAUCGCUGGAGUAAUUAAAUGGGUUUCAAUUAUGGCCUUGAUUUCCACUUACAAGUCUUUGCCUGGUGCGUAUUUUGUAAGAUUCUACUUGCGUGCCCUUAAAAACCUCGUUUUGCCUCAAAUUACGGGGAAGAACACCAGAAACAUUAGGACACUACAAAACGAUAGAUACGGUUGUUUCGCUUACACGACAUUAUCGACGUAUGCUUCUCCAUUCGAAUGCGACUUUUACAUGCACAAGAGUAACAGUACUUAUUUCGAAGAAAUGGAUAUCUCGAGGGGCGAUCUCAUGACCACCAUUUUUCAAAAACUAUUUUUGACGUCUAAAAGAUGGCCCUACGUACCGGUUGCCAACGUUUUCACAAACUUCUUGAAGGAAAUCAAGCCGUUUCAGAGAUACGAAGUUCGGAGUUGCAUAUUAUGUUGGGACGAAAAGUGGAUUUACGUGUUGAGCCGCUUCUUGAUCAAUAAUGGGUCUCAAUUAGCUUCGCUUGGCAUCACAAAGUAUGUUUUGAAGGACGGAAGAAAGACGAUUGCACCUAAGGACGCGUUGGAAAUUUGCGGUCUUCUCAAUGACGAAGUCGAGGCCAUUUCUGCUAAGAACUUGAAAGUUUUGCAAGAGCAAUCUGGAUUUCACAAUACUACGCCGUUGGAGACCAUCAAACACGAAUACACUGCCAUUUAA
Molecule: messenger RNA, 687 nt
Organism: Lachancea mirantina
Lineage: Eukaryota; Fungi; Ascomycota; Saccharomycetes; Saccharomycetales; Saccharomycetaceae
Source: the annotation of a GenBank genome assembly